CUCCUCCCAGUUAUAUCCCCUUCGCCCCCGCUCGCUUCUGCCCUAGAAGUCUUCUGAAACCCUAAAAAAACCCCUAGAAAUGGCCAAAAAGAGGAAACCCGAGCAAAAACCAAUAGUCAUAGAAGACGAAUCUUCCCAAGAAGAAGAAGAAGAAGAACAACAAGAACAAGAGGAAUCCUCAGAGUCAGAUUCUGAAGAGGUCGAAGAGGAAGAAGAAGAAGAAGACGAAGAAGAAGAACAACAACAGAAGCAAGGAGAUUCAUCCGAAGCCGAAGAAGAUUCCGAUUCGGAAGAAUCCGAAUCGCAAGACGAGUCAUCCAAACGCGAUACGAUUCGUAAUCUCCUCCAGCCCUUCGGCAAGGACCAGCUCAUCGACAUCCUCAAGGCGGCUGCUCUCAAGAACCGUUCGAUCGCGUCUCGCCUCAUCUUGGCCGCAGAAUCCGAUCCGGUCCACCGCAAGCUCUUCAUCCAUGGCCUCGGAUGGGACGCCACCAACGACACGCUCCUAUCGGCGUUCAAGAUCUACGGUCCGAUUGAAGAUUGCAAUGUCGUGACUGACAAGAUCACUGGUAAAUCCAAGGGCUAUGGGUUCGUGCUGUUCAAGACCCGUGCUGGCGCCCGUAAGGCGCUGGAGCAGCCGCAGAAGAAGGUUGGUGGGCGGGCGAUUUCCUGCCAGCUCGCGUCGUUCGGGCCUGUCCCCGGGGGGCAAGCGGGGGGGUCCAGCGAGUCGACAGCGGGACGGAAGAUCUUCGUCCGGAAUGUACCUCCCAAUGUUGACCUUGAACGGCUCCGGGCGUUCUUCGGGAGGUAUGGCGAGAUUGAGGGCGGCCCUGUGGGAUGUGGACGGGGGUUUGCAAUCUUCACCUAUAAGACUGCAGAAGAGUGUAGGAAGGCGUUGGAGGAGCCAAUUAAGGUGUUUGAAGGGUUCCAAUUAAGUUGCCAGCGGGCAAUCGAGAAGGCCCCAGCAGGCAAUAAGCCGGUGGGGCCCACACUUGGGGCGGGAAUACUGCAGCCAAACGAUCUUGCGCUAGCCUACAAUUCAACGGCUUUGUUGGGUUUGAAUGCAGGUAUGUUAGGUCAGAAUUUGAAUCCGGCAGCAGCAGGUCUUGUGGGUCAGAAUCCGGCAUUGGGUGUGGGGUUGUCAUCUGCAGCAGGUAGUGGGCUGUCACCUACUGUGAAUCGGAGCAGCGGGCCCUCUUCUCUUUAUGGGGUCGGAUUGGGUGCCACGGGACUCAGUGGACAGUCAGGGAUCAAUAGCAUUAGCCCGAGUGUUAUCGGGAGUUACGGGUCGCAGGCAGCUCUGCAAGGAUUGGGUGCAUACCAGAGUGCACAGUUCGGUCAAUCAUCAGCGGCAGCGGCAGUGUCUGCGACGAGGUCUCAAUCUGGUAUUGGAUUGAUUGGAAGCUUUCCGCCGUCUUAUCUUGGACGCUAGAUAAAACAGGUAAAAGCCAACUGAGAGAUGGACAAGAUCUAAUUAUACAGGAGCAGUUAAGUGCAGCAUGACGAAAGAGAAGGGUAGUUUUUUCUCUGGCUCAAUGUCAUUAGGGAGAUCUAGUUCGCCAGGUCAGUUAAAAUGGCCAUGUGCUCUGUGCAUUGUUAGCUGUAGUUUGGUUUGCCAAACAUACAUUAAUCAUAUCUAAAGAGUUUUUUUUUUUUUUCGAAAGGAAUCUUUAUGUUCCAUCUGAUCCCCUUACCAAUUUGCUGUUAAACAUCUUUAUUCAAUAGUUCCAGGACAAUCAAUGGGAUGAUAGGACUGAGUUUUUCCGGGUCGAAAUUCAAACUGGUGGGACUGGGCCUUUUGGAAAUUAUGGUUCGU
This is a messenger RNA of Magnolia sinica, 1816 nucleotides long. RefSeq names its product UBP1-associated protein 2A-like. Lineage: Eukaryota; Viridiplantae; Streptophyta; Magnoliopsida; Magnoliales; Magnoliaceae. The record is from RefSeq and is a predicted model, not a curated record. The transcript has 2 exons. Gene Ontology annotation, molecular function: RNA binding. Bases 80 to 1432 code for a protein of 450 amino acids.